GCCUGCCAGGGGGCCGUGUACUGCCCGCGGAGUCUCUGGUUAUUCGGGAGAGGAAGGAUGGUCCGGGGCGCCUCCCCUCGGCACGGCCUGUGAGAGACAUGCUGCCCGGGGCCCCGGACCCCCCGGGGUGGGGGAGAAGGGGGAGGCAGCCGGGCCCCGGGCUGUGGUGUCCGUCCCUGCUGCUACUGCUCCCGGUUCUCUUACCCGUCAGCAAAGCCCAGUCCGGGCCCGGGGCGCACAGUGAGUCCGGGCUGAACGUCUACAUGAGCGAGGAGGAGGUGCGGAGGCUGAUCGGUCUGGAUGCAGAGCUAUACUAUGUCAGGAACGAUAUUAUAAAUCACUAUGCGCUUUCCUUUAACCUGCUCAUUCCCACCGAGACGAGCAGCCUCCAUUUCAGCUGGCACUCUAAAUUCAAGGUGGAAUACAGACUAGGGUUUCAUGUGGACAAUCCUUUAGCAAUGGACUUACCACAGACCAAUAUCUCAACGCAGGGGGAUGUUCCCCGCUCCUUAUCAGUGUUUCGAGUUGAUCUUUUCUGCUCUGGGAAAAUGGACUCCGAGGUCACGUUAGUCAUGCAGCUCAACAUAACAAUCAGCUCUGCCAAAAACAUCACAGUCCUUAAUUUCAAGCGGAGGAAAAUGUGCUACAGGAAAGUUGAGCAAGAAGUGAAACCCCCAAUAGCUGUAGACAGAAACAACACAAGAAUACAUUUUGAUCCUGUAAAUGUAGCUCCUACGACCUCCACCCGUGUGUUCUAUAUAAGUGUUGGCGUCUGCUGUGCAGUUAUUUUCUUGGUGGCCAUUAUACUGGCGGUGCUGCAUCUUCACAGCAUGAAACGUGUGGAGCUUGAUGACAGCAUGAGUGACAGUGGCAGCUCCCAGGGACUCUCUCAGCCCUCUACCCAGACAACGCAGUACCUGCGGGCGGACACCCCUAACAAUGCCACGCCGGUCACCAGCUCCUCAGGUUAUCCAACACUGCGGAUCGAGAAGAAUGACCUGAAAAGCGUCACCUUGCAAGAGGCAAAGGUUAAGGUGAAGGACAUCGCUAUCUCCCGGGAGAGAGUUACCCUCAAAGAUGUCCUACAGGAAGGCACCUUUGGGCGAAUAUUCCAUGGUAUCCUAGUGGACGAGAAGGACCCCAGCAAAGAGAAGGCAAUGUUUGUAAAGACUGUGAAAGAUCAAGCGUCUGAAGUUCAAAUCACAAUGAUGCUGACUGAAAGCUGCAAGCUGCGAGGUCUGCACCACAGGAAUCUCCUCCCCAUUGGUCAUGUCUGUAUAGAGGAUGGGGAGAAGCCAAUGGUGCUGCUGCCUUUCAUGAACUGGGGGAACCUGAAACUGUUCCUGAGGCAGUGUAAGCUGGUGGAGGCCAAUAACCCACAGGCCAUAUCCCAGCAGGACCUUGUGCAUAUGGCGAUUCAGAUAGCUUGCGGAAUGAGUUACUUGGCCAGACGAGAAGUGAUCCACAAAGACCUCGCUGCUAGAAAUUGUGUGAUUGACGAAUCUCUCCAAGUAAAGAUCACCGAUAAUGCGCUAGCGCGCGACCUCUUCCCCAUGGAUUACCAUUGUCUCGGUGACAAUGAAAACCGACCGGUACGCUGGAUGUCUCUUGAAAGUCUGGUGAACAAAGAGUUUUCCAGUGCUGGUGAUGUGUGGGCUUUUGGCGUAACCUUGUGGGAACUGAUGACGUUGGGGCAGACUCCUUAUGUGGAUAUUGACCCAUUUGAGAUGGCUGCGUACCUGAAGGAUGGUUACAGAAUAGCUCAGCCCAUUAACUGCCCUGAUGAGCUGUUUGCAGUCAUGGCAUGCUGUUGGGCUCUGGACCCAGAAGAAAGGCCUAAGUUCCAGCAGCUGGUACAGUGUCUGACUGAGUUCCACUCCGCACUCGGUGCUUAUGUGUGAGAGGAGCCACUAGAACGUCACACUUCCCGAAUCUGUAUAAAGCUCACAGCACAGUGCCUUAGGAUAUGACGUAUAACCUUCAAAUUUUUUUACUUUUUUUUUUUUUUUUUAAAUACUUUUAUAUCAAGUAUUUUAUUGCUAUUAUAUCUUGGUUUUCAUGAAGCUGAAUGGAUUUAACACUACAUGGAGGAAUACGCAAGUCUUGACUCAAGAGUGAGACACUAUACUGUUUCUGCAAAGGGCACCUGAUGCCAUAAAGACAUUUGUACUAUAUAAAUAUUGGACAUUUUUUUUGUUAUUUUGUUUGUUAAACCCUUCCCCUUUGUUCCUUUUUUUUUUUUUUUUUUUUUUUUAUAUAGGACUUUUUUAUUCUAUAAUUGCUAUAUGUUUGGACGUCUUUAAGAUGCAUUGUUCCUUUGUAAAAGGGUGAAAACAUAAGUUAUAUAACACGUGACAAUGCCUCCUUAUGUAUGCUUUUUUUAAAUUUACGAUGCAGCAGUUCACUUUGUACAUAAAGGAUAACGGUUUUCCUCAGCACAGAUAUUUUACUGGAUAACUCACACGAUAUAGUAUUACGGUACAACUCAUUAUGUUUUACCUCUUUCUCGCAGGAAGGGCUUGUACAGAAUAAAGAAGACACUAGAAUGGCUAGCGCGGUACUAUUAAAUAGAAAAUACAUUCCUUCUGAACCAGGAACUACUCUGUACAGCCACCCAAUUUGAAGGUUCUGUCUAAAAGUCUAUAGGGCACAAACUUUGUCAAUCAAAAUCAGUAAUGUAAUUAUAGCCUGCCUAGCAACAGGAAAACUGCAGUGAGGCCUAUUCCACAGUCCUAGUAUGUAAUCCUUAACGAAAAUCAUUGGGACCGUUCAGUGCAGUGGUGCCAGCUAAAACCAGAUUUCCUGCUAGUAUCCCGUUAUCUACAAGUACACACCUCAAAGCUAAUUUAAUCAACCCCUCCCCUUUUAAAAUAAAUAAAUAAAUAAAUGAAAUGAAAUGAGUAAAGCUGAUAAAAAGUUAUCACCAUAUAACAGGAAAUCAGAAAUGAAAAACCAUGAUGUAACCGUAGCUAUGAUUUGUGGCUGCUCUAGAAUUCUCCUGUAUUCUUUAUUAUGUGCAUUACUGUCUUGCUGGAGUAUUGCACUAGCACAAGAUACCAGUCACCCCCGCAGGAUGGAGGGAGCACUGAACAAUAUUUUGUUUGCUUUGCAGUGAGGACCUAACCUGCAGUAAGGCACCAAUUCUUAUGACACAGUGCAUAGGGUACGUUCUAUUUAAAAAUAUUCACUUCUUAUGAAAUAUCACUUUUGCAUUUCAUGAGCUAUAUGUAUUUUCAUUCGUAGUGCUUAGGCGUAAAUAGAUAUGUUUCUUUACUCUGGGAGGCUAAACCACUUGGCAACAAAGAAUCCUCACCGUUGCAUUAUAGCAGGGUCAAGAGGUACAUUUAUCAUCCUGGCUUCCUUCCUAGUGCUGACGGCUUACCACCUUCCUAGCAUGUUGAUGUACGUGGAGUGCAGUCACAUGAAUUAUAACAUCAGGACAGCUCUAAUUCCCAGGGCAUGCUGGAACUUGUAGCUCCGCAAUAAGAAAUCCCCUACCUUUGCUAUGAAGUGUCUUAGAAGGAUGGAUGCUAGUAAAACGACAGUGUUUGGUCUAGUCACAUUUGGUAAUGUAGAGUUUUGUAAACAAUUUUAACAGCAGUAGUUUGGUAUUUGCUGUGCUGCUUUCACAAGAGAUUCACUUGCCAUAUUGAUUAAUUACUCUAUCAUGCAUGGACUCCAGAACCUCAUUUGCAUGGACUCAGAACUUCACUUGCAUGGACUCCAGAACCUCAAUUGGGGACAAAUUCGGCAGAGGUUGAACAAUUCUCCCUAUUGUUGCAUAUCUGCAGCUGCCUGUACUACAGGAGUUCUGGCCGAAAACCAGUGCCAUUCUGUCUUUUUUUUUUCUCCUGGCAACUGAAAUACCAUUUUAUUUCAACUUUGUUACUUUUAAUUGGCUAAACCUCAUUCUUUAUAUUUGUUCUACUGUAGGAGACAAUUAGCGGCAUAACGUACAACUACAAAUGUCGGAGACUAAGGGGGACAUUUACUAAGCGGUGGUGAGAGCGAAGAAGUGAGCCAGUGUAAAGGUUGCCCAUGGCAACCAAGCAGCACUGAAGUAACAUCUAUCAUUUGCAUACUAUAAAAUUAUACAGUUCUGCUGAUUGGUUGAUGGGGCAACUUCUCCACUGGCUCACUUCUCCACUCUUAUCACUGCUUAGUAAAUGUCCCCCUGAGGCCCAGACAUCUUUGCACAGCAGUUAGAGAAAUAACUUCAUGCGCUAACUGAAAGCAUGCAAAAUGUCUGGCUGACAAUUAGAUAAAUGAUCUGCAACAAGCUGGCCACAACAUACAGUAUUUUGGAUGGUUUCACAAUAGUUCUUUAAUGAUUAAUCUAUAAACUCCUAAUUGGGGUGCAACUGUACUUGUCUGGUUGUGUAGCCAAAAAUAAUAAAUCCAUUUCAAAUACCUGAAAGAAUUCCAGACCAUCAUCUAACAAUUUUUAGGAAUGACUUCUCAAUUUGCUCUUAUUUAUUUUUGUUGGAAUGGCUCAUUGGUCAGUGCUCUAUAUCUCCACCAUGGCGUUUCUAGGUGAUUUCAGCAGACCGAAACCGCUGUCUGCUGUGAUAGAGCUUUUCCCAUUCACUUGCAGUCUCGGAUUUUACUGCUGCACAUGUGUGCAGUAUUUAUUUACUUGUCCUAGAUGUUAGCACAUAUGUAACUGGAACAUGAAUCUUCCACUAUCACAGGCCACAGUUCCACCAUCACAUGCCUCCUUUAUUGCUUGGUUGAAGGCCGGAAUACGACAUGUGCCCAGCCUUACAGGAGUGGUGCAAACACAGGACACUAACAUAGAACUAAUCCCAUCCACCAGCCGUCAUUGCAACGUAGUCCAUGUUGCAGUUAUUGUGAGGCCGCUCUUGUUAUAUGCUGUUAGCACUGUGUCAACAAAUCAGUUUGUACUUGUCAGGAGCAGUCUUGUAAUUAAAUGGCAAAGAUCCAAAUAUAUUUUUUUAAUACGUUGUGAAAUAAAAGAAAAUUAAAAAAAAAA
Messenger RNA from Pseudophryne corroboree (corroboree frog), 4993 nucleotides. RefSeq names its product receptor like tyrosine kinase (gene RYK). Gene Ontology annotation, cellular component: signaling receptor complex; plasma membrane. Bases 99 to 1901 code for a protein of 600 amino acids. Lineage: Eukaryota; Metazoa; Chordata; Amphibia; Anura; Myobatrachidae. Gene Ontology annotation, biological process: protein phosphorylation; cell surface receptor protein tyrosine kinase signaling pathway; positive regulation of kinase activity. The transcript is spliced from 15 exons. The record is from RefSeq and is a predicted model, not a curated record. Gene Ontology annotation, molecular function: protein kinase activity; ATP binding.